Messenger RNA from Entelurus aequoreus (snake pipefish), 1492 nucleotides. RefSeq lists its product as uncharacterized. The transcript has 2 exons. Bases 279 to 503 code for a protein of 74 amino acids. NCBI's taxonomy places the organism in Eukaryota, Metazoa, Chordata, Actinopteri, Syngnathiformes, Syngnathidae. The record is from RefSeq and is a predicted model, not a curated record.
CCUGUCUCCGGUUAUCCAAUUGAAGUCAUGCUUUCCUGCAACACGCCUGCCAUCUCUGCAUUUUGGGGUUCACUACCAACAAUUCCUGACAGAGUCGUCAAGCCAAAUACGAACCCCGCGGAAAUUUCAAUGGCGGAGAGGCUUGACAGGAAUCACGGAGUUGUUUCGCCUCGUUUUGGGCGCCAUCCCACCCAUCCCUGUCGUCUGUUGGCCUCUUUGGGGACGUCUGGGACCCGUCCUUUGAGAGGGGGACUAAGGUCAUCUCACCUCUCCCAGUGAUGCCACUGCAGACGCCGCCAUCCUCUCCGGUGGGCCUGAAGAUGCCGCCAUCAACCCCGGUGGGCCUGCAGACGCCGCCUUCAACCCCGGUGGACCUGCAGACACCGCCAUCAACCCCGGUGGGCCUGCAGACGCCGCCAUCCUCUCCGAUGAGCCGGGGCCUAUCCCAGCUGUUCCAGCUGGCUCUGGGACGCAAGGACAAAGGGCACACGAAACCGGAGUAAAAAGAACAAGGUCAUUUAAUGUAACAAAAAGGAGUAUAAUGGUUAACAAAAGGAAAGUAUGUUUAAAUGAAAUACAAAUGGAACAGAUGUGUGAUUGGGCCAAACCAGGUGAAGGUGUGAGAUCUGCAAACAAAGAAAGCCGGCCUAAACAUUGAACCCCUUCUACAGGGCUUGGGCUGUAACACAGUUGACUUAAGCAGUUGACUUGAGCAUGUGUCAAUCUUAGGGUACAUAUACGGGGAGAACAUGCAAUACAGAGAUGUUACAACGGAGAUUCGAUUCAAUCUCCUGUGAAGAUGACUUGCUAGCCUGCAUGCCAUGGACAGCCUUAAGGAAACUAAAUACUGGUGUGGUAGCCAUUUUUGUGUUAUUUAUAUUUCUCUAGUCCUGCAUAUCCAUCCAUCCAUUUUCUACCGCGUGUCCCUUUCGGGGUCGCGGGGGGGGGUGCUGGAGCCUAUCUCAGCUGCAUUCGGGCGGAAGGCGGGGUACACCAUGGACAUUUCGCCACCUCAUCACAUGGCCAACACAGAUAGACAGACAACAUUCACACUCACAUUCACACACUAGGGACCAUUUAGUGUUGCCAAUCAACCUAUCCCCAGGUGCAUGUCUUUGGAGGUGGGAGGAAGCCGGAGUACCCGGAGGGAACCCACGCAGUCACGGGGAGAACAUGCAAACUCCACACAGAAAGAUCCCGAGCCCAGGAUCGAACCCAGGACCAUCGUAUUGUGAGGCACACUCACAAACCCCUGCACCACCAUGAUGCCCAGUCCUGCAUAUAUUAAGUUAAAUUAAUUAUUUGUUUGUUGAAUGAUGGCCAUUAAAGCCUGCUGCGCUGCUGCACUUUGAUGUUGGUCAUUGUGGUGGUGUUUGAUGAAUACUUGGGCCUACUGUGCAACUGUACUUUAAUUUUUGUCAUUAUGGUUGUGGUAUCCAUUUUUGUGUUAUUUAUAUAUCUCUAUUAUAAAUAAAUGAUAAUAAAUAUUACU